UUUGACAACUGGUCGCGACUCCGUGCUCAACAUUUCGUUCCACUAUCGGGGUGCUGAUUCCUUUCUAAAAAGGAUAAUUUUCUUAACGCGGAAAAGCAUAGAAAAGUUCAAAUUGAUUCGGUUACUCAUUGGAAAAUGUUUUCCUAUUGAAUUACGGUCGAGGAUAUUCAUUUGCGAUGAAAUUACGAAGAUGAAGUGAACGAAUCCGAAAAUUGGGGCGCAUACAAUGAAGGAAUCCGGAAAGUUGAAACGGAGAAUGGAGUUCCCUCGAAUGUCCUUUUUGCUUCAGUUGUUCGUCGUCGGGUAGUUCGGAAUUAUUGCGUAUUGUAAAUGUGCUAAGGGAGUUUUAGCGGAGUAUACAGUUGGAAAGCGGUCGCGAAGGACAUAAACGGUAUUUGGUAUCUCUAGCAGGUGGAGACGCACCCGAUUUCGGAAUUCUCCUGUCUCCACCCUUCAACCUUCGGUGAAUAUAAAUUGCGAUAUUUAAACAAAAAGGAAUAUUUUCCUUCCGUGCAAUGUUGCGUGUGCGAGUAUGCGUGGCUCGGUGUUUCUGCAGUGUAACUGUAUAAGAGCGGAUAUUGCAUUUAUUUCCGUUUUUGUGGAUGCUUAUAAUCCUCGGGGAGCCGCGUGCUCGUGAGCCGCCUCUCAAGCUUGCAGCGGGAUUAAGCCGUGAAGGAGGAAGGAUAACGUGAAGUUUUGGUGUAGUGCAAAUGGUCUGUUUGAAUGGUUUAAUGCAUUUUUGAGUACCCUCCUCUGCAAAGGAUAUGCCCUUCUGUUUGUGUUUACUAUGCUUCACGGUGUAUGUGUAUAAUACAGAAAAGUGGUGCCAGUUCGUUCUAAAUUUGCUGGAGUCCCGCGGAAAAGCACUUAAUUGCUAUUGAGUGCGUGCGCUUGGGAGCUAACAAACAAACUUAUACCAUCAUGGCGGUAACUACGUCACUGGUUUCCGCUUGCAAGAGUCCUGCAGCUUCCCAUAUGAUGACUUCUCGUACGUGAUUGCAUGCAGAUGGAUGCAGGACUGUGUGAAUUCAGUGUAGGUGGCGCCUAUAGGAAUAACAGCGUAACCAACGAAGUGCAACAAAAAGAGCGUAGCCCAGCAUAAAGGACGACCAGAGCAGGAAAUGAAAUGAAAUCAUUUUGCAAAUAUUGUUUAUUGGAGCAAACGAAAAGACGACGACGAAAAGGACGUCGAACACGACGACGAGGAUAACGAAAAUAGCGGAAACUAUCACAAGCACAAUAAUGGAAUUCCUGUAGAUGUGUGCGGCUUGUACUCGAUUUUUUCUCAACAUUCCUGUGUUAUUGUUGGCCUUUUGUUUUUGUCAUUGUUGCCACUAUGACUGCCGUUAAUGGAAAAGCGGAAAUCAAAGCCGAGCGCUGAAAAGGAUUUUGGUUUCACAUAAUCACCUGAAGCCUGGAUUCGGAUUUUCGUUUCUACUCCUCAGUCCUGGAUACCAUUUCCCUCGUCAUCUGACUGUCACCGAUUCGUCAUCCAUCUUGUCCCCCGCUAUUCUGCUACUCGACGCCAAUGGACUGCUCCUAGAAGCAUCCAGCGUGGAUGAAAACGACAUCCUUGCAUCAUAUGUUCGUCACCGAACUGAUUCUCUGAGUAGAAGCAAAAGUGGAACGUCGUCCUUUGCAUCACUGAAAUUGUCAAAUUCUUUGUUGCACUUGUUUGUUCGUUAAUGCGUGGGAUCAUCGCAUUAAGUAGGUACAAGAAGCAAAAGGACACGAAAAGGAACCAUUUUCAUGUUACUAACUCGCAGAAUGUCGAGGAUGAUGCGAGAACGAACGAAUGUGCGAGCCAGAGCAAGGAAAUCGAUGACCGAAUUGCGGCGAUGAACUUUGGAAAGAGCGCGGGAAUUGCGAGGGAGGCUCAAGGAAAUAUGUCACGGAAAUUGAAAGUAAUGCUACUGAACGAACAACAGCAGUCAGGCAUAGCACUCGGCUCGUGUUUAUUCGAAACACUUAUAAUUUCCGCUUAGCGAUUCUUGUUAUUUUACACAAAUGUGUCGACAGCAAUUACGAACUUCAAAGAAUUCAAAUAAAUGACACUGAAAUUUAUAAAUAUAGUAAAUAAGUGCUUUUUGUGUGUGAAAAUGUGAAAAUUGAAAAUGAAAAUGUGAGAACUUGUCUAUGAAAUGGUAAAAGAAUUCGCUGUAAAUAUAAAUCGCCUCUAGAACUAAUCGAGCAUGAUCCGAGAGAUAGAGCAAGGCGGCAGCAAAGUGAAUAAAGUUUAUAGUGGUUUUUCCAGCUAGUCUUACAGGGCGGUCUCAUUUCAGAUUAAAUGGUAAAAUUUAAAUAAUAUUCGGAAUAAAAUAGAGUAUUUUUAAAAUAAUAAAUGGUAAUAAUUGUAACAUAGCUAAUAAAAUCAAUUAAUAUUACGCGGUUUGAAGUUAUGUUCGCAUAAUGGAUCCGAAUAAAAGCUCUUCUUCAAGUAGUAGUGCACAAUCACAACAACAACAUCAUCAACAACAACAGCAACAGCAGCAAGCCCAUUUGCAGUCACAGUCCCAAUCGCAUAAUCAAUCGCAACAAAUUAUUGGCAACGAAAUGGUACCGAAAAGCAAGUCACAGCUGAAUAAUAGCAACAAUAGCAGCUCCAGCUCCACGGGCAAUUAUAUCAAUGUAGCACCCGUGCCAAUUGGGGUGCAAUACCAUCGUCGAAAAUUAACACCACAGGAUUAUCAGUCGCGUCUUCUGUACAGCAGUGGCGAUUACAGUCGUGAUCGCUGCCGAGGCGACGACUUCUACUCGAUAGCGACAUCAGCGUCUUCAUCGUCGUCGGCGUCUUCGUCUUCAACAUCCCAACAGCAACAAAAUCAACAUCAGCUUCAACAGCAGCAACAGUUGCAAGGUGCCGAUGAAAUUGAAAAUAGUUUAAAUAAUAGUCGUGUGGCUGCCACACAAACUAGUAAUUGUGAUCAAGUUUCGUCAGGAACUAAUAACGUUGCACAGCCACCGGUCCUGUAUACCGUUCAUAGGGUUGUUACCACAGCUCAGAUACAAACGGCUGCUGGCAACACGUUUGCGGCAUCGUCUAGUGUUUCAAGUGUAGUUAGUGCAGUUCGAAAUGAAGCGGAUUGCAAUACGAUAAAUGUGAGUGUGUCAGGAGCGACGGGCGGAACAAUAGGAACAUCAGGAACGGGGAGUAAUAACAGCAUCUUACAUAGUUCACCUGGAUUAAGUACAAAUUCGAAUUAUCAGCAACAACAGCAGUCGCAACAGCAACCACAACAGCAACAGCAACAAGUGACGACCGGCAAUAAUGGCGAUAUGCAACCUUCAUCAAAUAUAUCAAACAAUUACACAACGGCAACCUCAUCGUCUACAAAUUAUUCAAUUGGUGCUAAAUCAUCGACAUCGAUACCUAGGCCUCUGCAAAAUGUGAUACCAACAUGCGUGUACUUAAUGUCACGUAUCGCUGUACAUAUGGAAAUCGAAGGAACAGCACAGUGUCCGGCGCAAGUGAUGCUCGCUGCUGCUCUGGGCUGUGAAGAAUUAGGAAUAGCAAAUAAAUUAUUAGCACAAAGUAUAUUCGGUUUAUGGAUGACCAGUGCACUCUUAGAAAUUCAAUUAAAAUCGCAUCAUCGACCAUACGUAGUUAGAGUAGCGUGGCCAAAUCUAUUAGAGAAAUUCAGUCAGGGUAAUCCGAUAGAGAAGAAAUACGACGAACCGAUGAUCGUACUCAAACGGAACGUUUUCUUUUCGAAAAAGGAUGAAGAAAAAAUAAAGGAUCCUCGGAUACUGGAACUUUUAUAUGAGGAGGCAAAGCACAAUGUGCUGGCUGGACGUUAUAUCAUGGAGUCCGUUCACUCCAUAAUGCUCGGAGGCAUUCAAGCACGAAUAGAAUUGGGUCCAUAUAAUUCGCAUACGCAUACAAUCAGUUUUUUUCGAGAGAACCAGUCGAGAUUUCUACCUCAACAUGUUGCCAAAAAUUCGAGUUGGUCCUGGUUGCCGGUCAGCAGGAAAAACUCGGCCGAAGUGAAACUUUUAGAGCAAUUCAAGCGGGUACCGCAGGCCGCAACAACGAGGAAACUGAUGCGAAAAUACUUGGAAUUCUGUUGGGCGCUUCCGUUUUAUGGGGCUGCAUUUUUUCAUGGUCAAGUCGAACAGCCAGUUCGAGGUCUUAUGAGCUUAGUUAAUCACAAGGACAUCUCUGUAAUUAUAGCAAUCAAUGAACGAGGGGUUUUUAUUAUAGAUCCUUUAGAAUGUACUUUAUUACUCGGAUUAAGAUAUGAAGAUUUAUCAUGGGAUUAUGCAAAACCAAGUACGAACGAUGAUCCCGACUGCCAGACGUGUAUAUUUUUACAGUUCGAUGCGGUGGAAAAUGGCAUAGCGGUAUCGAAACUAAUGCAAAUAUUCUCACGACAAGCAGCCAUGAUGGAUGCCUUAAUAGCACAUUUUGCAGACCAAAUGCGACGACGACGUGAAGGAGCUGACGGACAGCCAGCAGAGCACAUACACGAUGAGCCAAAUCCAAUACAGAAUAACGGAAACGGUGUACUAUGUAAUAAAUUAUCACGUUUAACAUUAGCAACGUUUGACGAAGAAGGACGAUGUAUAGGACAAAUGGGAUCGCUAUCGAUAAGUUAUUAGCAGUUCAUUUAGUGGUGUAGGUUUUCCAAGCUUAUACCCACUUUUUUGUACAAUAGGAAAAGAAGAAAAUGUAAUAUUUACACCAGACAUAAAUAUACAUAUAUCACAAUAAAAACAACAAACACUAAGACAAGACAAACUUAUUCUGAUUACAAGAAUUUAUUGUAACGAAAAAACUAUCGAUGAACGACAUAAUGCAAUCAACUCUAUCCUAAUGGAAAACAAGAAGGAUAUUUACAGAGCCAAUUUGGACUUUGAGGAAACUUUUACUAUUUCGAUAGCUAAUGAAGAACUUGUUACGAAGUUGAACAGGCAAAUGCAAGGAUUCUUUUUUUUUUGGUUACAAGCAUCGAUUUUGUUUCCCAGCUUGUAGAAGCGUUCCCUAUUAGCCAAAUAUCUGUUCUUCCAUUAAAAGUUAAUUUUAUCGAAAUCCUCUUAAGCACCCCCGAAAGGGAUUAAUCCAUAUAAGGCCAGUUGCUGGGUUAUCCAAUUAGUAAAUAAUUCAAGGUGAAGGAUCUAUCAUUAGAAUCAUUUCAUUUGGCGCCCAAUUUGUCUAUUUUAGGUCUUUUUGCCCCAUCAACCCCACUGUCAUCAUUUGAGGGAGAAAAAUAAAAUCUAGAAAAGAUAUUUUUUCCGAAAUUUGUUUGUAAAAGUCGAGGUAGGUAACAAAGAACCUAAUAAUAUCACGGCCGUUGGGUUGUGGACAAAACCUGGCCCACUAGGUUGGGGUGGUCAGGCCUCUUUAUCCUUAUGGGUACAGAUUAUCCACUCCGGAAAACCCAUCAGGAAAAAAAAUAACGUGGUAGACUCUGCCACAAAUAGGGCGAUAGUGUAGGGUAUACAGGCAGGGAACCAUUAAACAUAUUGGAUUAGUGAACCUCGGAGCAAAGCGCGAUAUUUGGAGUCUCUCAUUAAAGCUGGCCUAAACCAGACAUCGACUGUUGUCCCAUUAAUAAUGAUAAUUAAUUAAAAUAAUUUGCAUCAGAUGCUUUGGAGUUUCCCAAUACCCCUUAUGAUGGAUUUUGAUAACAAGACCUUUCAAAAAACUACUCAAGAAUGACGCUAAAUUAAGUAUACUAGAUCCCCAAACAAGGUAAAUGUCUUCCGUCGCACUGCCUGAUGUGAAUUGGGAUCAUUUUUGGACAAUCUGCCUUUCACUGCUAACUAGCAUAAAAAGUGGUUCAUUUCUUAACAGGAAUGUAACUGGACAAACCCCUUUGCUAAACAGUUCCAAUCCCUAAACCCAUGUUAAUACUGAAAAACGUCUUACUUUUGACAGGAUUGUAAUAAUAUAGUUUAUUGCGAACUUUUACAACUAGGUGCCAACAUUUAUGCCAACACCUGCAAGGAUUAGAUGUUGACCUGAUGAGGAAGAGAACUCGGCUGACGUUGGGAGAUCUCGAAAAAAUAAAUCAACUACUUCGUCGGAAAAGAAUCUCCAUUAGGUGUAUCUGAGUACUCAUAAUCAAAUAUUUUACAUUCCAACCCAAGUGCUUCUUAAGUACCUCCACGUUAUGAAAGUGAAACAACACUUUUCUCUGUUAACCAAACCAGGUCUCUUCCUCAACAGAUCAACAUUUAACACAGUUAGCACAUAAAUGCCAAUCAGUUAAACCUGGACAACCCUACCUACUCAAAAUGGAUAGGGCGGCUACUGUAAUGAUGGCCUGUGGUGGGUUAUUGGAAAGAUCCGACAAGCACCCCCGUAACAUCGACAACUUUUACAUGGUCUUAAGCAGUUUGUGUGAGGGUCCCAGGACACCUCAUGAAGUCAUGAAGGAUUUAUCUCUACAGCUGGUAAUAUUACGGAAACUAAAAGCACCUUUUCGGGAUACCAAAUAUUUUUUUAAUUCUGGUUGACAGGCUUGUUGUGUGUAAUAUAGCAAUCAGUUAAAAGCUGCCCAUCAUAAUAAGUAGAACUAUUGAAUACUGCUCCCCAUUCAUACAGGUAAAUCGGUAAAUAAGUGGACCCCUCUUGAGUAUCUUAACAACGGAGUUGUUGAAGGUGCCUAGAGCCUGGGACUACCAAGUCUGUGCAAAAGAUCGGCUCCUGAUCAAGUGCUUUUUUAAUGAUCUCAAAUCAAACACGUUUCCUGAUGACGGCCUGGAUUGUGUGGCUGUGAGAAAGCGGUACUGGUCUAUAACCUGCUGCACAGUUACUUAUUGCGCUCAACGAAUCUUUGGUGCAUUAAGGGCAGUAAGAUGUUGCUUUUUCGUAGUAGGAGCGGACAGUAUAGAGGUCCAUUCCCCCAGUCUACUUCAUCAACUGCCCACCCGAAUCUAUUGCAGUAGCCACCACAGAUUUUGGCAGACAGAGCUAUAGUCCUUCUAAUCACAUCGAACUGUCCCACGAUUAGCUAUUUCAACGUCACACUUUUCAUUACAGGGAGCCGACCUAGUCCCAAAGUCAGAAGAUUUCCCCUUUUUCACAGUUUAUGGAAGUGCUUUUUAUACCUGGCUGCCAGGAGUGGUGAUAGCUUCCUCAGUGAGUACGCUCAAAGUUCCUGCACUUUCCUCGAAAUGGUGAAACACCGCGGUAGCCUGCAGGCAUUCAGAUAGAAGCUAUCCAUCCCUACCCCAUUCACAACGAGAAUUAGGACUGGCUGCAACGUAGUUUUAUUUAUUUUGCCCCAAUUAUCACCCACCUGCUAGAUGCCAAGUUUUACUUAAUACUAGUAAUGAUUACCAAGCAGUUAGGCUCGGGUGAUCUUAUCUACUUAACAAUAUAUAAGGGCUUUGGUGCCGGUAGUCGCUAGUAAGCUAAUGACAAAAUCCGUCGGGAAUCCCCUGCAACAUCCAGCACAUUUUCAAAAUGAUAUACUUCUGCAUGGUUGGAACCAUCUGUGGAAGAAGGCAAGGGGAACGAUUUAGGUACAAUGCCUGUAGCAUCUAUACUGUAGAUUUGGUACACGUCAACGUUAUAUUCCCAGCUCUUUUGCAAGAUUAGUUUAGCGAUAAAAAGUUGUUCGGUUGUGGAGUGACCCGGCCUGAAAUCGCCUUGGUUGUUCAGUGUAUGGUCUUAUUGUAUUCUCCAGAAUUUUUGUCAGAAUUUUAUAGGACGAAGAGACAAGUGAAAUGCCUCUGUAGUUUUCGCAACGCAACCUAUCUCCCUUUUUGUUGAUAAUCCUGCGCUAGUCGUCUGGGAUCUCCUCGUCCUCCAAGAUGCGCAGCAAUCUCGUCCGCACCCGGCGCUUUGUUUGAGUUCAAUGACCGCACAGCCAAAUCAACUUCUUCUGUGUUGGGGGAUGUGUAGUGGGGCUACGGUUACCAAUACCGUCAUCGAUUUGGGCUACUUGCAUGAGGCAGCUAGGUGUCAGAUUUAGAGGCUCUCCAAAAUAGAACAACCAGCGUUUGUUGAUGCUGUCGGCAUCGCUGAUGAUGAUUCCACCUUUGCCCUUGGAGAGGCUAGUCCUGGGUUGACAAACAUUCUAAAUUUUAUUCACUAAUCUACAUGCUUGUAUGGUGUUUAGCUAGGUUUUCAUUAAUGUUCAGCAACUGCUGGUCAACAUAUUUUCGUUUCUUACGUCUAAUUAUUGCAUUUGAAAUUCGCUAUAGCUCGUCAUACUUUUCUUUUUGGGCUCUGGUUGCACGUUGGAUAUAUUAUCUGUAGGCUUCGUUUUUUGCGCCGAGUGAUAUUCUGCAUUCAUCCUCAAACCAGUCAAUUCGGGUUCGUCGGGCUUUGUAUCCCACGACCUUCUCUGCGACUACCUUGAUGGUGCCCUUAAGUUCUCCCCAGAACCUGUGUAAAUCCGUUUUGCUGAUAUCGUGUAGCAUAGGUGGUAAUUUUUCCUCCAGAGCGACUGUAUAUACCUGCGCAGUAGCAUCGCUCAGAAGUUUAUCAGCCGCGAAGAUUUUGGUAGGGCUGAUUCCCGAUUGGUGGACUGAGGACAUUCUGCGCCAAAAUGUUGCCUUCACCAAGUGAUGGUUUGAAACUCAGUUUGCUCCUUGAUAGGAUCGUACGUCUACUGGAUGCCCAUCUUUUACCAAUGAGCACGUGGUCAAUUUGAUUGAUGGUAUAUGCGUCUGGUGAUUUGCAGGUUUGCUUUUGACUACGCCGGUGUGGGAAGCACAUGGACCUUACGACAAGAUUUCUACUGCUGGCAAAGUAAUUGACAGUUAUGAUUGCAUUCCUCAUGGAGUCUGUGUCCUUCAGUGGUUCCCCGAUGUCAACUUUCGUUUCUGAUUUUCGCAUUAAAAUCCCCCAACAGCAUUUUGAUACCGUUUGUUGGGAGUGAGUCAAACAGUGUCUCCAGGUGUGAAUAAAACUCGUCUUUCACUGCAUCUUCUUUGACUUCGUGCGCGUUGAUGAGUAAGAGGUUGAAAAAACGAGUCCUGAUGCGAAUCGCACAAAACCUUUCGUUGAUAGGUUUGAAGUUGAUGACGUGCGGUCUGAGCUGUUUGCUCACUAUAAAUGCAACUCCAAACUCCUUGUGACCCGAUGGCUUGUCACUUUUAAAAAUUGUGUACGAAUUCAUGUCGCUUAUUUCGCUGCCAAUCAAAUUUGAUUCCUGGGCUGCCAUCAUGCUCAAUUUGUGAAUAUUGAUCUAUUGAAGGAGGGACUUAACGACCCCUGGUUUGUUCACGGAGCGUACAUUCCAGAAUCCGAACGAAUAGUCCUUUAGCCGUUUGCUCAGUCGUCGUUGUUUAUGCGUCCAAUUCGAUGCAAAUGUUCCAGAUUUCUUGACAUGGAGUAGGUUUUUCAUGGGUGGAUUGUCGGUGACAGCUGCUUCAGGUGGAUAGAAACAUGCCAGAGUUCACACAAUUAAGUGGCAAAUCUGGCUACGUAGUUCGUGACACCCUACUCAUCUGAGACUUUGGUAUAACUCAGCCAUUCAGGCUACAGCUAUCGUUCCCUCCUCAUUUGGGUUUCGUGGUAAUAGAGUAGUGUCAGCAAAGGUUGCCAGUCCUUCGUUGGUAGGUGUUGGUAAGUAAAACCUUCGCAUUCGCUACUAUUUUCAUUAGCGUUAUCCGGCACGCAUCAUAGGGAGCUCGCGGUACGAUUUUGUUUUUUUUUACUUUAAUUUACUAAUUAUGCGAUAGCCAGAUUAGGGCGAUAGAAUAUGUGCAUGGCAUAUGUGAAGACCUGGGGUUCGGAGAACCAGUUGGAAUAAAUUAGGCGUAGGGAACUAGUCUUUAUCCUUCACCAUCUUCAGCUUUUGGUCUUAUCGCCCUGCAAGAUGGCACGUUUACUGAGAAGGUUGGGCUCUUUUAAUGGCAGCUCCUAUUCUCUUAAAUGCAGCGCGCUGCAUUUGUGGCUCCUUACUCCAAGUAAUUAACCAAAAUCAUGCUUUUCCAGUCUCAAUGUUUUCCGAGAUGGAGCCUUUUAUUGCUUUCAUAUUAUGGAGUGAAUCGGAGUGCCGCCAUUAUCGAUGCCUUGCGUUCCAAUUGUGUGGACAUAAGUUUCACACUAAUCACUGAUAUCAACAGAAAGUUUCAUUACUCGAUAAGGGCAUGCUGAAGGAUCGAAACAUCUUUUUAUAGGAGACGCGACUUUCUUCAACCGUACGCCUUGUUCACUUGAUCGUCAACAAAAACCUUCACCAGUCCAACCGAGAAACUGGAGCUAAUUAUUUCCUGAAUUUCUCCCUCUGCAUAGAAUAUGGAUGGCAUUUCCCAUUUUCCCAUCAGAAAUUUUCCGAAACAAAAGGAAGUCUUUUGAUACAUUUCCACCUACUAUAUUCACCCUACGUAUACUAUCUUUGCGCCCUUGGUACAGGCACUAGUUGAAGAACUAGUCUGGUGCUGUGAAGGCAAAUGCAUGCCACAACCGGGACUCGAGAGAGGAAAUUUAAGGGUGAGACUUUUUUUAAAUACUUACUCAAGGAAAUUCCUUCUAAACUUUCUAAGACUCUAUUCCAAAUCAUGCUCUCCUUUCUAGGAGUCAUAUCACCUUGGGUCCUAAAUGAAUUGAUUGGAAAGAUAAAAUCUUAAAGUCUUAAAGUCUUAUCUGGCCUCCCUCGAUGCAAGAAAUAUAUCUUUUUUUGCCCAACUGCUUCCUCCAGCUACAAAUAUAUCUUUUAUGCAGUGCUAAAUUAUUGAAAUCAAUCUGCCGAAUCGAACAGAUACAAAAUAGUUGACUGCUUGAAAUUGAUUCGUUCAUUUGAGAACAGGGGCCAAUUUAGUUGUCUUCUUUGAAUAUUCUCCUUUCAUGAUGCUAAAUCAAAUGGAAUACUUUAUCUGCAAAAACAAACAAUAGUUUCCAGCAAAUUAAUGUGUAAAUAAUUUAUCGUAUGUUGAAAACAAUGUUCGAAAAAGCUUCACAGGAUUCGCAAGAUAUCAACUGAUAUGUGAACUAAAACUGCUGUAAAAUGUACUAACUACACUCCCCACGAUACAUACAUAAAACAUAAACAAGUUGCACUACAUACAUAACUAUAUAAACACUCUAAAUUCGAAACUUUGUAAUUAAGUAGAAAGGAAUGUGUGAAUAGUGAACAAAGAAAGUAAACUAUGAUAACAAUGAAGUAAGAAGUAAUGUUUUAUACCUUUCGAAAAUUUAGUUGUUAAGUGAAAAAAGAAAGUGUAAAAACCAUAAAAACCCAAAAAAAUAACACGCUCUUGUAAAAAAUAACUAUAAAUAUUAUUUGAAUUUAAAAGAAACUAGUAUGGAAUAUCUGAAAUAUAUUUUAGGUAAUAAUAGUGCUAAAUACAAUUGAAAACUUAAAAAAAAAACUACUGUCUUCGCAAAAGUAACUAAAAUCUUUCUGUUCUGAAAUAGAAAUGUUGAAAAAUCACAACCGAAUUUACUUCUUCGAUCAUUCCAGCUUUUUUGAAGCAACAGUUUCAUUUUGAUCUAUUGUUAUACUUUCUAUAAUAACAUUUUGUAGGAGGCUCAAAACAAUUUAAUUUUUAAAACGCCAAGAUAGCUACAUCUUUUGAAAUACGAAUCAGAAAGGACCAGUACUCAUUGUUUUAAGUGAAUGUUGCCUUAGUUCAAAAUGUUGAAACUGCUUUCGGGUGCAGGUACUUUCUACGUAGCAAGCAUUGUAUUCACCUAAAGAACAGGUAAUUUGAAAUAACACAAUACUAACUUUCAUAUUUUGUUAACUAGGAACGUAAGCAACUAAGGUAGGAAUCCAGUUGUCCACAAGAUAUGUUGAAGGGAUUUUACACCCUUUUGAUUCGGUAAAAGAACUAUUGAGCCCCUUUACUGGGUAUAUUAUACUUAUAAACUAUAGUAUGCGUUUAAACCUAUAACCAACAGAAACUUUAUUAUGUUCCCUACUUCCAAGUGUUUCAACCUGGCAUCUGAUAUUAAGUAUUCUCCCAGGUGUCUGAACCUACUUUGCACUAGUGCCGGACACUGUGUGGAGGUGUCAUCACCCUCCUCACAGAAUGUACAGACAGUGGCCGCAGUUAUCCUAACCUGACAGUUUAACCUGCAGGGGCCAGUGAGUAAGCCACUAUAAUCCGGCGCCUCUUCUUGGUUUAAACAAUCUUUCGAGCACUUGCUAUCAAACACCCUGGCCUGUUCCAUUCCUGGUAUCUUCGCCUAGUAAAGUUUUCUCAGCCGUUCCUCUUCAUUUUUCAAUGUCAUCGCCAUGCACUCAUUUCCGACUCCCCAGAAUGGCUCUGACCCGAAUUGGUGUGUCCUUCCUCCUUUCCUGGCCAGCUCUUUACCAGCCAUCUCACAUUCCAACCCAAUAUGGCCUGGAACCCAAAGUAUCCAGACCUUUGUGAACGAGCCAAGAUUAUUCAGUCUGUUAAGGCAUUCCCAUACCCACCGUUGGGACUUAAGUGUCCUAAUAGCCGGUUGGUUUUCGGUUAGAAAAACAAUGUUCUGCCCCGUAUAGUUCCGUUCGAGGUUGAAGGCAGCGCAUAGGCCUAUGGCGUAUAUUUCCGCCUGAAAUGUGCUAAUAUGGUUACCCAGUAGUUCAAAGAGCAUUUUCCUUGCACCAAUGACCCCGGUUUCUGUUCCCUCCGUCCUAAGGGAUCCAUUAGUGCACCAGAUAAUUAGUUGUUGGUUUAUGCGCUAUGUGACAGCCGCUCCCAGUUUGCCCUGUUGCUCCAAAGUACUUCAAACUUCUCAUCGAAGUUAAACCUCGUUGUCAUGUUAUGCCAGUAAUGCGGGAUGCGCCGUCUAGAAUAAAUAUCAAUUUUCCUUGGAUUUAGACAGCUCUCCGUCUCACUGGUACUCCCGGACAUUCUGAAGAUCGCCUUUCUUGCCCCCAUCUGUAUGUGCAAAUGGAGAGGAUUCAACUCCAGAAGUAUCUAGAGAUUCUGUUGGGCAGCGUCUCAUUGUCCCACAGAUACAUCCGCAAGCCAGUCUGUCCGCCCAGAUUACCACCUCAUAUUUAAUCAUUUGCCUUACUAUUGCAGUGUACAGUGUGCAUCCCCAAUAUUUUUCCUUGCUAUGGACCUACAAGCCAUCAGAGCCAUUGUGGCUUUACGACAUAUGUUUUCAACAUGUGUCUUCCAGAGCAGUCGUUGGUCUAGUUAGUGGUCAAAUUCCUUCUUGACCAUGUUAAUGUUAGUAGCGGUUGAUGUCGCGAUAGAAUUCCGAACCUCUUCCUAAAAUGCAAAUAGAACAUCCCCUUCCCCUUAAUAUCACCGUGUCCGAAUGUAAUUUGUGGAUAUGUAUUAUCGCCUUACUUCGGUAGUGUGGUCUCUUUCCAUAAUUGUGAUUGUCAUGCAUUUGGAUCUGUGCAAAGGAGGUUUACUCAGUUCGUCACCUUUAAAAGAAUCUUCCCAACUCAACUUAUCCUGGUCGCCUGAUUCCUCUUAGCCUGACAUCUUUGCAAUACCGAACAUCCCUGACUGUUGCCUGUAUUUUUUUUCAAAUUUUGUCAAGGCUUGAUAAACAACUCAGUGGUCUCCGAAAUUCAAUACUCACAUCGCACAAUAUUCGCAACAUUAAUGUUUUUGAGGUUCCAUUCGCGGAGCUUACAAAAACUGUUCCGCUCAAAACGUCUCA
Hermetia illucens (black soldier fly) is the source of this 13513-nucleotide messenger RNA. RefSeq names its product FERM domain-containing protein 8 (gene Bili). Gene Ontology annotation, cellular component: plasma membrane; cytoskeleton. NCBI's taxonomy places the organism in Eukaryota, Metazoa, Arthropoda, Insecta, Diptera, Stratiomyidae. The record is from RefSeq and is a predicted model, not a curated record. Gene Ontology annotation, biological process: negative regulation of canonical Wnt signaling pathway. The transcript is spliced from 11 exons. The coding region runs from base 2410 to 4599 and encodes 729 amino acids.